AUGUCUGACUACAAUGGCACAUACCCUGAAGAGAUUUUUGGCCUCUCCGAUCUCAAAGAACUGAGGCUCGAGUACAACGACAAGUUCGUGCGAUCACAGCUACCACAAAACUUCACCGCCCUGAAGAAGCUGCGGUUCUUCUCAAUGGCGCAGACGAACGUGUAUGGUGGAAUCUCGGAGAUGGUCAGCGAUAUGGAGGCUCUCGAGCACUUGGAUUUGGGGAAGAAUCCACUGACAGGAGAGAUCCCGGGCAGCAUUUUUGCUCUGAGGAACUUGAGAGAGCUGUAUGUGUACAGGACUCAUGUGUCCGGGUCGAUCCCUCAGGCAGUCAGCGCUGCGAAUCUGAGCACUGUCCAAAAACAAUCUAUCGGGCACGAUCCCCCGGACUUUGGCAAGUUUUCCCCCCUCACAAGAUUCGAGGUGGCCUUCAACAACUUGACUGGCGCAUUGCCGGAACAACUAUGCCAUGGCGGCAUGCUGUCCGGGUUGGCUGCUAUGGACAACAAUCUCAGUGGGGAGUUGCCGGAGUCACUCGGAAAUUGCAGUACUUUGUCUGUAGCGAUGCUGAAAAACAAUGGAUUCACUGGCAAUGUGCCUGGAGGACUCUGGAUGUUGCGGAACUUGACGGGUUUGAUCUUGAGUGGUAAUGGAUUAACUGGCGAGCUUCCUGAGGAGCUGUCCCCAAACCUCACUCGGAUCGAGAUGAGCAACAACAAAUUCUUCGGCAAGAUUCCGAGCACGUUGUCUUCGUGGAGGAACUUGGUGGUGUUCGAUGCUAGUAAUAACCUCCUCACUGGCACGGUUCCGGCCGAAUUGACCGAGCUUCCUAAGCUGACGAGGCUUUUGCUCGGUCAGAACGAGCUCUCCGGGAUUCUUCCCACAGACAUCGUUUCAUGGAAAUCCUUGACCACUCUGAAUCUUAGUCACAAUAAGAUCUCGGGACAAGCGAAAUCGGUAUUCUACCUGAACUCACGCAGUUGGAUCUGUCUGACAACCAACUGUCCGGCUUGA
This is a messenger RNA of Eucalyptus grandis, 1011 nucleotides long. RefSeq names its product receptor-like protein 52. Bases 1 to 1011 code for a protein of 336 amino acids. The transcript has 2 exons. Gene Ontology annotation, molecular function: protein binding. The record is from RefSeq and is a predicted model, not a curated record. Lineage: Eukaryota; Viridiplantae; Streptophyta; Magnoliopsida; Myrtales; Myrtaceae.